Arachis duranensis is the source of this 1383-nucleotide messenger RNA. RefSeq lists its product as uncharacterized. Bases 1 to 1383 code for a protein of 460 amino acids. Lineage: Eukaryota; Viridiplantae; Streptophyta; Magnoliopsida; Fabales; Fabaceae. The transcript has a single exon. The record is from RefSeq and is a predicted model, not a curated record.
AUGUCAAGUGAGGGAGAGAGUGUUCUUGUGUUAGUGCAUUGCUCUGGAAAAAUUAAAAAAAGCAAAAAAUAUGGUGUGAAGUUCACUGAUAGAGAACCGUUGAGUGUAUUUGUUAGUUCGUCAAACAGUUUGUCAAAUUUGAAGAGCACCAUCUUGCAGAAGCUUGGAGUUUUUGGGAGCAAGGUUGUGAAGAAGAUCUUCUACAAGAUUCCGAUUGCUGUAGUUUCCAGCGGUGUGAUGUAUGAUACAUUCGUGUUAGGGGCUGACGAAGAUAUUAGGGUUCUAUUUCAUUGCGUGAGGAGUUUUCCUGAGGUCAGAAUACACGAGUUGUAUGCGAAGUUGGAGGUAACUCUGGAUAGUUCUGGGGCAUCGGCUCCUGUUCAUAGCUCGACUGCCGCUGGCGGUGCGUCUUGCUCGGCGCCAGCAAACCGGUUUUCUGUUCCGCAGGUUGCCUCUCCUUCUUUUGCGGCUGAUCUGGUACCAGCGGUUGCAGUUCCAACUGCACGUUCCCCUAAUGAAGGGGUCCUGCAACAGGCAUUUCUGGGGGAAUCAGGUCGUGCCACAGAUGAUGAACAUCAAGAAUUCGGGGUACUUGAUCGAGUAGAGAAUGCAAUGCGGGACGAUGACUCUGACGAGGAGCCUGUAAAUAUAUUUGGGGACAGCGACGAUGACACCGGUGCCAAUCCACAAGCACAAGAAGGUCCUUCAAGUUCCGGCACACAGCAUUACCCUCCACACUUCUCGACGUUAAACUUGGAGGCUCUGGGUGAACAUACGGCCGGAGUUGCUACAGUAGGUGGUUCGUCAACCGAAUUUCAGAUUGGGCAAUCCUUCCAGAGUAAAGAAGAAGCUGUUCUUAGUGUGAAGGACUACAGCAUCCGUCGAGGUGUUGAGUACCGAGUGAUGGAAUCGGACCAUUUGAAGUAUCAUGGAAGGUGCAAGGAUUUCGGCAAAAGUUGUAGUUGGAUGAUUCAGAUUUCGCUCCGUGCACGGAAGGGAACUUGGGAGGUUAGGAGGUACAACGGUCCGCACACUUGCUUAGCAACAUCUGUUUCCAGUGAUCACCGUCAGCUUGAUUACCACGUUAUCUGUGCGAGAAUUUUUCCGUUGGUUAGUGCGGAUGCUGCAGUACCGAUCAACGUCUUGCAACAAGCGACUGAAGCUGAUUACGGCUUCAAGCCCAGUUACCGGAAGGUUUGGAAAGCAAAACAGAAGGCAGUUGCACAAAUAUAUGGAGACUGGGAAGAGUCUUAUGCCGAAUUGCCACGUUGGAUGCUAGGCGUGGAGUUGACGAUGCCCGGGACAGUUACUGUGUUGCAGACGUCUCCUGUUAUAGUUGGGGACCAGAUUGAUGAGUCAACAGUGUACUUUCACCGUCUGUAA